AUGGUCUCCUCUCAAACGCGACUCCUGUUAUUUCUUCGCUGCUCUCUCCCUUCUUUUCACACCCUACUCCUAUCGUUCAUUACCUCCUUCCUCGUAUGGGCCAGCCCAUUAUGUCGUCCAAAUAAACUUUUGGGUCCUCUUACUCUCACCCUCUCUGAUUACCAA
Sphenostylis stenocarpa is the source of this 165-nucleotide messenger RNA. The record is from the annotation of a GenBank genome assembly. NCBI's taxonomy places the organism in Eukaryota, Viridiplantae, Streptophyta, Magnoliopsida, Fabales, Fabaceae.